GCGGUACCUGCGCGGCCGCCGCCUCACCUGGAGCGGCGCGUUGCAGCGGGCGGGGCGGGACGCGGCGGGCGGUCACCGGAGCGGCGGCGGCGGCGGACGGGCCAUGUGGGGGCCGCGCUCCGGGCUCUGCCCGCUCCUCUUCAUCCUCCUCCUCCCGCAGCUGCCGGCGGCCGCCGCGCUCGCCGCUCCCCCGGCCCGGCCGUGCGUCCCCCCGGGGCCGCGCCGGGGGCCGCUCCCGGUACCAGGGAGCUCCGGAGGCUGCGUGGGGCCACGCGGGACCGAGGAGCCCGACGUCGGGGUGCAGGACGGGGGCCCUGGGCAGCUGCCGGGGGUGGGCAGGGUGCUCGCUGUUCCCCCCCGGGAUGCUGCUGCCUGGCCGGACCCUGCCCCGCUCCCCGUGUGGAGCUGGCACCCCCCCCAGGAGCUCCCCGAGGCCCCCGGGGCUCGCGCUGCUCCCAGGAGGAGGAAGAGGGACUGGGUGAUCCCCCCCAUCAAGGUUCCUGAAAAUGAGAGGGGCCCCUUCCCAAAAAAGCUGGUUCAGAUCAAAUCCAACCGGGACAGAGACACCAAGAUCUUCUACAGCAUCACGGGGCAGGGGGCGGACGCCCCCCCCGAGGGCGUCUUCACCAUCGAGAAGGAGUCGGGCUGGAUGAAGGUGACGCAGCCACUGGACCGGGAGCACAUCGACAAGUACCACCUCUUCUCCCACGCCGUGUCCGAGAACGGCAAACCGGUGGAGGAGCCGAUGGAGAUCAUAAUCACGGUGACGGACCAGAACGACAACAAGCCCCAGUUCACGCAGGAGAUCUUCAGGGGCUCCGUGCCGGAGGGAGCUCUGCCAGGCACCUCCGUGAUGCGGGUGACUGCCACGGAUGCAGACGAUGCGGUGGAGACCUACAACGGCGUCAUCGCCUACUCCAUCCUCAGCCAGGAGCCGCGGGAGCCCCAUCCCCACAUGUUCACCGUCAACAGGGCCACCGGCACCCUCAGCGUCAUCGCCAGCGGCCUCGACCGGGAGCGUGUGCGGGAGUACACGCUGACCGUGCAGGCGGCCGACCUGGACGGCGAGGGGCUGACCACGACGGCGCUGGCGGUGAUCGAGAUCGCGGAUGUCAACGACAACGCCCCCGAGUUCGAUCCCAAAACGUACGAGGCGGCCGUGCCGGAGAACGAGGCCGGGCGGGAGGUGGUCCGGCUGGCCGCCACUGACCUGGACGAGCCGAGCACGCCGGCAUGGAGAGCCGUCUACUCCAUCUUACGCGGCAACGAGGGAGGCGCCUUUGCCAUCGCCACCGACCCCGCCAGCAACGAGGGCGUCCUCCGCACUGCCAAGGUGCGUGUGUCCCCCCACGUCCCCCCGCCGCUGCCCGCAGUGGGGUGCUGCCCUUCCCCUCCCCUCUCCCAGGGUCUGGACUACGAGGCCAAGAAGCAGUUCGUGCUCCACGUGGCCGUGGCCAACGAGGCCCCCUUCGCCGUGAAGCUGCCGACAGCCACCGCCACAGUGACAGUCAACGUGGAGGACGUCAACGAGGCGCCCGUCUUCGACCCGCCGGUGCAGCUCGCCCGGGUGCCGGAGGACGUGCCGCCGGGGCAGACCCUCGCCUCCUGCACGGCACAGGACCCCGACAGGGCCCAGGGGCAGAGGAUCAAGUACCUGGUGGGGCACGACCCGGCGGGCUGGCUGGCCGUGCACCCCGAGAACGGCCUGGUGACGGCGCGGGACCACUUGGACCGCGAGUCCCCCUUCACCAAGAACAGCACCUACACCGCCGUGCUGCUGGCCGUGGACGACGGCUCACCGCCCGCCACGGGCACUGGCACCCUGCUCCUCACCCUGCUCGACGUGAACGACCACGGCCCCGAGGCCGAGCCCCGGGACGUCACUGUCUGCAACCGCAGCCCCCAGCCCCAGGUCCUCACCGUCACCGACAGGGACCUGCCCCCCAACACCGGCCCCUUCCGCGCCGAGCUCAGCCGCGGCUCGGGGGACAGCUGGGCCGUGGAGGUCGGCGCCGAAGAUGACACUGUCACCCUGCGGCUGGUGGCACCGCUGGAGCCGGACCUGUACAGCGUCUACCUGCGGCUCCUCGACCGGCCGGGCAAAGCCCAGCUCACCGUCAUCACCGCACGGGUCUGCGACUGCGAGGGGCCGGUGCAGAGCUGUCCCCAGAGACCCCAGCCCGCCACCGGCCUGCCCUUCGUCCUCGCCGCCCUGGGUGCCCUCCUGGCCUUGCUGCUCAUCCUGCUCCUGCUGCUGCUCUUCGUGAGGAGGAGGAAGGUGAUGAAGGAGCCGCUGCUGCUGACCGAGGACGACACGCGGGACAACGUGUUUUACUACGGGGAGGAGGGAGGCGGGGAGGAGGACCAGGACUACGACCUGCGGCAGCUGCACCGGGGCCUGGACGCCCGCCCGGAGGUGCUGCUCCGCAACGACGUGGCCCCCACCCUCCUGCCAGCCCCCCAGUACCGGCCCCGGCCCGCCAACCCCGACGACAUCGGCACCUUCAUCGAGGAGAACCUGAAGGCGGCUGACACGGACCCCACGGCCCCCCCCUACGACUCCCUGCUGGUGUUCGACUACGAGGGCAGCGGCUCGGAGGCCACCUCGCUCAGCUCCCUCAACUCCUCCGCCUCCGACCGCGACCAGGACUACGACUACCUCAACGACUGGGGCAGCCGCUUCAAGAAGCUGGCGGACCUCUACGGCGGUGGGGAGGAGGACGACUAGGACACCCCCCCUUCCCUCCCGCCCCGCUGCCCCCCUGCCCCACGCCUUACCACUGCCUGUGCCUUGGGGCUGCCCCCUCCCGCCGUGCCCCCCCGCCUCGGCGGCAGCCCCCUUGCCUUCCUCUGCUGGAUUUUUCUUGGUUAUUAUUAUUUUUUUUUUUUUUUAAUGUAUGAAAUAAAGGUAGUGUGAUGCUACG
Messenger RNA from Grus americana (Whooping crane), 2924 nucleotides. RefSeq names its product B-cadherin. Gene Ontology annotation, cellular component: adherens junction; cytoplasm; catenin complex. Bases 104 to 2728 code for a protein of 874 amino acids. The record is from RefSeq and is a predicted model, not a curated record. Gene Ontology annotation, molecular function: calcium ion binding; cadherin binding. The transcript has 14 exons. Lineage: Eukaryota; Metazoa; Chordata; Aves; Gruiformes; Gruidae. Gene Ontology annotation, biological process: cell morphogenesis; adherens junction organization; cell-cell junction assembly.